UAACUGUUUAGUUGAAACUAACUGGUUUUAGUAUAUUUUUGAAAACCCGUUGGUAUAUUUAAUUAGUCGAUCAGUGGUCACACUUCAGGCCGGCUAAAUUUUAAGUUUAAUAAAGUUGCCUAGAAAUUACUGAUAUGGCCACCUACGAGGAAGUCAAGGACAUUCCGAAUCACCCGGACAAGUACCUGUUCGAUGUGCGCAACGAGUCGGAGCUAAAGGAGACGGGAAUCCUGCCCGCCAGCAUCAACAUUCCACUGACUGAAUUGGAGAAGGCUCUGAACUUGCCGGACGAGGUCUUCGCCCAGACUUAUGGACGCGAAAAGCCGGCCGUCGAUGCGGUCCUGAUCUUCUCCUGCAAGGCGGGAGGACGCGCUGCCCGGGCGGCCAAUCUGGCCAGCACCCUGGGCUUCACCAAUGCCAAGGCAUAUGCCGGAUCCUGGACGGAGUGGCAGGCCAAGCAGUCCUAAAACAUUCAGUCUUUAACAAAUUGAUUACAAAUUCUAUAAAAUGGUAUAAUAAACUCUACUAUAACAACAACAA
Messenger RNA from Drosophila teissieri, 540 nucleotides. RefSeq names its product rhodanese domain-containing protein CG4456. Bases 135 to 467 code for a protein of 110 amino acids. NCBI's taxonomy places the organism in Eukaryota, Metazoa, Arthropoda, Insecta, Diptera, Drosophilidae. The transcript has 3 exons. Gene Ontology annotation, cellular component: mitochondrion. The record is from RefSeq and is a predicted model, not a curated record. Gene Ontology annotation, molecular function: thiosulfate-cyanide sulfurtransferase activity.